AUCAACCAACCCCUGGCUUCUAUGGCAGAAUCAUACAGAGACUUAAAAGGUUGGGACGUGGGAACUAGUCUAGGGGGUAUGCCUACAGUACCCAACUAUUCCUUAUCAAACAACAUAACCGGAAAUCCUGCAUGUCUACAAUCAAACGCUUCUUCCUAUUCAUGUAUGCUCCCGGAUAUGUUGGAAUGGUACAAAGAAGGUCUUAGCAGAAUAAAGUCAGACAUGGAACCGAACCUUGAGUACGAUACUAAGGAUACUGGAAAUAUGCUGGAAACCUCACGUGCUUGGCAAGAUUAUGUAUCAGGAACGGCCAGAAGUUACGACCCCCUCACGUUAAGUAACUAUUCGCGGUCUUCUUGCAAUCCAGCUGCAGGGAUGCAAUCUCACAUGACGUCGCACUCCACUAACGGAGCUUCGACAGGUAAUUGGCACUCAAUGGCUGGCGGUGGAUUUCUAUAUUUCAUGUAGAUGCAUCAAAUAUGGUUAUGUGUGUCUUAUCUCACCAGGAGUAUCGGUACCAAUACAGGUGCCGGGUGGAGGUCCACAAGAUAUGAGCACGCAUCACAUGACUUCCAUGACGUCACAAUACUGGCCACGCCUACAGUGAACGGCGAAAUACAAGAUUCAUUUGUCCCCACCACCCCCGCUGCCCUCAUUGUCUCCCUAACUCUCCAAAUUCCUCCCCACCAUUCUCUCCACCGCCAUAUACACAAUUUUUUCUCCCAUGACUCCCUCUCCGUUUUUCCUCCACUUCAAAAUAAUUAAGUAUGAUGAUGGUAAUGAUAAUAAAUGAAGAAAACUGAGAUACGCAGGAAAUGAAGGAACUUUGUGUAACACUGACAUCAACAAAAACAGAGGUAAUAACGAGAAUUAAACAACAAGAACGACAACAACUAUUAUUAUUAUUACCAUUGACACUACUGCUUCCACUGCAACCGUUUGAAACGAAAUGAAUAUCCAACGACACACUAACGAAGUUACAACAAACAACAUUUUAUACUGAGAGUUGCGUAACACAACAUAAUGCAACAUAAUACGAGAUAUAUUUCAAAAAACAUGAACGAAAUGAUAAUGCACAGGAACAAGAGCAACAAAACAUUAAUUAAAUGCACAAUAUGUAAAAAAAAUAACGAGCGUGAGAUGAGGAGAGGUCACGUGAAAGUGGCACUUAUGAGGACAACAACAAAACAGAAACAAACCAAACAAAACUUCUAAGCAAUUACUAUCAAGCCUUUGGUCAGGGUUUCGAUUCCGCCAAAUGACAGUGCUCUCUGUAUUUCCACUAUAUACACAUGUAUAUAUAUAUAUAUAUAUAUAUUCACACACAUAUACACUUACAUCUAUAUAUACUUAGAAGUAUAUUCCUGUUUCUCUGUCUAUAUAUACAUACACACACAUAUAUAUACAGGUUUCUCUAUAUGGGUAGUGUGUAUAUAUAUGUGUGUGCAUGUAUAUAUAUAUAUAUAUAUAUAUAUGACGGAUGAGGAUUUGGUUUUCAGAGACGGUAGAGGCUGGCUCUUCAGGAAUUCUUUUGGUUGCAGGGGAUGGUUGGUCAGAGAGAGAGAGUGACGCAGGGUAGCAAAAGGCAUAGUUAGGAAACAAAGAACUAAUGCAAGCUCCAAAAUAAUUGACAAUUAAAAGAAAACAAUUGAAUAAUAAAAACAAUAACAGAAACACUGAUAACAACAACAACAACAACAAUAUAUAUUACUUAAUAUAACACUGCAGCGUAAUAAUAAGGAUAUAUAUAUAUAUAUAUAUAUAUAUAUAUAUAUAUAUAUAUAUGUGUGUGUGUGUGUAUGUAUGUAUGUUUUGACGUAAUUUUUUGACAUAAUAUUAACAUGCCAUUAACAUGACAUUAGCAUUGCAAAAAAAAAAAAAAAGAAUAAAGAUUAACCACAAAAAAAAAGAAAUAAAAUAUGAAAAUUACGUUUACGUAACAAAACGUCGUGGAAGGUCACGUGACAACGUUUAAGUCUCUGAUGAUGAUGAUGAUGAUGAUUAUGAUGGAUGAGUAUGAUGAUGGCGAUGAGAAUAGCUGUGUUUGGAUUAAUAAUAAUAAUAAUAAUAAUGGUUUCUUUUAUUAGCUAUGAUGGCUUGAGACGUUGGUUGGACGAGAACAAUGCAGGAAGGAUUCUGUAAUAAUAAUGAUAAUAAUAUUUUUUUAAAAAGUGGUGUGCUUUGGCCUCACCCAGCUGUUUGUCUCUCAGAGCUAACAGCAUUAUGUUGUAAGAAAAUCAUUAUGCCCCCAGGGUGGGAGUCGCAAAUCUAACCCACCACCGCAACAAUAAUAAUCCUUUCUACUAUAAACACGAGGCCUGAGAUUUGGGGGAGGGAGCAGGAUAGUGGAUUACAGCGAAUCCAGUGUGCUCGACUGAUACUUAAUUUAUCGACCCCUAAUGGAUGAAAGGCGAAGUCGACCCCAGCGGAAUUUGAACUCAGAACGUAAAGUCGGACGAAAUGCCGCUGAACACUUUCUUUUCCUCGCGCCAGCUUCUCGCCUUAUAUUUGAUAAUAAUAGUAAUGAUUAUGUCGGUAGUAAUUUCUUUUAUUAGCUACAGGGGCAUAGCUGAGGGGGAAAUCACAAGAAAGGACAACAAUUUGUGCGGGGAUUUGCAUAAAAGAUGGAGAGGAAGAGAGGGGAAUAACACGGAAUACAAAUUAUAAGAUAAGGUGAGUGAUGUAGUCCUCCCAGUAGAGAAGAAACUCCAUCUAAGAUAGUUCAAGGGACCCGACAGAUCCAGAGUUACCCUGACCACCAAAUGCACAAGCCCUCUCUCCUGCUCUCCAAUCUACAGGCAUAUACUUAGAGUAAGGCCAAUCACUCUAACCAUUUUUUUUUGCCAUAGUCACACAUCUUUUCACAAAUUCACUGUGAAAUAAGUGAUUAUAUUUCAUGAAAAUUAAUGUUGCCCUUCCCAAGUAAAUAAGUUAUAAGAUUAGCCCUCUCCCGGCCCUAGUGGCCAAUAAAUGAAUUAAUAAUAAAAAUUAUUAAGGUGGAGAGCUGGCAGAAUCGUUAGCACGCUGGACAAAAUGUCUGACGGCGUUUCUUCUCGUUUUACGUUCUGAGUUCAAAUUCCGCCGAGGUCGACUUUGCCUUUCAUCCUUUCGGGGUCGAUGAAAUAAAUAAGUACCAGUUACGCACUGGGGUCGUGUAAUCGACUUACCCCCUGUCUCAAAUUUCAGCCUUGGGUCUAUAACAGAAACGAUUAUUAUUAAAGCGGUGAGCUGGCAGAAUCGUUAGAGCGUCGGACAAAAUGCGUAGCCACAUUUCGUCCGUCUUUACGUUCUGCUCAGCUGGAAAUGGGUGCCAGCCAAGUAAUGGCACUCCUUUUUCUAUCACUUCUUCCAGUUGUCAUAUACAGAGUGCCGCUGGGUCAAACGGUGAGACACUGGAGAGUAGAGCGUGAAAGUGUCGCUGGAUCAAACGGUGAGACGCGUGAGAGUUGAGCGAGCAAGUGCCACUGGGUCAAACAGCGAGGCACGUGACAGUACAGCUUGGUCAAACAGCGAGGCAUGUAAGAGUAGAGCGGGAAAGUGCCGCUGGAUCAAAUUCCGCCGCGGUCGGCAUUGCCUUUUCAGGGUUGAUAAAGUAAGUACCAGUUGUGUACUGGGGUCGACGUCAUUGACUCUUCUGCCAAAUUUUAGUUAUUGCACCAAUAACAGAAGUUACUAUUAUUAUCAUUAUUUCAUAUAUGCAGGCAGUCUUUUUAAAUACAUACCAGCGAUUAUCUGGGGGAGUUUGAUAAAAUCAACUAUGCCCGCCCUCAAAUAUUAUAUGGUAUUGUAACUAUUUUAGGCCGACUGUGAAUGCAACAUGGUUGAGUGGUUAGAAUGCUUGCCUUUGUUAAUCACACAGGAAUGAGUUCGAUUCCGUUCGGCACCAUUAACCAAAUCCUCAGGUGCACCAGAGUUUUGUGAGUGAACUCAGAUGGAGAAAAAAAAAACUGCGUUGAAACCCACUAAAGUCAUUGUAACUAAAGUUAUGAAAUACCUUGUGGUAUUUAUCUCAGUUCUUUGCGGUAUUAUUCAAAAAUCCCAUCGAGGUCAACUUUACUGUUUUAACCGUUUCGGGGUUGACAAAAUAAAGUACCAGUCAAGAACUUGGGUCGAUGGAUCGUCUUAUUCCUUCCCCUCAAAACUGCUGGCCCUAUGCUUAAAUCAGAAACCAUCAUUGUUAUUUGGUUAAUUAUAAAUCAGUAUUAUUUAAAAUAGCUAUAAUUUUCUAUAUAUAUAUAUAUAAAAGGCCAAGUCGUGUUUUUUUUCUUUUGUUUAUUGGUGAAAGGAGAAUGCUAUGGUUAUAACUGUGCUGAGAGAGAGAGAGAGUUACAUAGGGGUGGAUUAUACAAAUAGAUAGGAAAGAGACUGUCAGAAAGCGAUGGUGGAGUAGAUAAAUGGAUAGACAAAAAACUGACAGAGUGGCAGGGAAAGUAAGAGACAGAGAAAAAUAUUCAUCAGUCAACCAGUAAGCAUGAUAAUUAGUAGUCAUAUGAGCAGGGAAAACAAAAAGGCAAGAAAAUGGAGCAAGGCUUGAGCAGAAAGAUCAUAAUUAUAAUUAUUGAAAGGUUAAUCAAACCCCAUCGUUUUUGACGGGUACUACGCCAUUAUUAUUAACGACAAAAUAUGGAAUAGACAACAAAAGUAAUCCAGGUUAUAGAAUAGCUAGGAAUACUUAAAUUAGUGUGCUUGGAAAGUCGAAGAAUUGUCUAGAGAGCCUUUUUUUAUUUUCCUAAAGUUAGUUCUCCUAUUAUGGGUGCGCAAUCCGUGUAAAACGCUAUCAUUGAGAUAAAUGUUUGCAAAAACUUUCGAGUAAUGCAGGAGGGGGGAUUAAUCGAAACAAUGAAAAAGGGAUAUGAAUGAGAGAAAGAUAUUGUAUUACUUUACGUGCUUCAUAUAAUAAACCUGUAAUAUCUCGGGGUAAGUUCCUCUUUUCAAAUAAAAUAAAGUUGAAAGCGAAA
Molecule: messenger RNA, 4958 nt
Organism: Octopus bimaculoides (California two-spot octopus)
Lineage: Eukaryota; Metazoa; Mollusca; Cephalopoda; Octopoda; Octopodidae
Product: paired box protein Pax-6
Source: RefSeq, a predicted model, not a curated record